UCCAACGGUACGUCUCAACACUUCCCGCCAACACUAACUUCCUUAUUCGGUAGACCCCACAACAUCUUCCAUUUUUAGCAAUUUUUAAAUAUUUUUCUUCUUCAAUCAUUCAUAUAUUUAUUUAAUAUCUAUUUGAUAUUUCUUCAUAUUUCUAUUUUCUUCAAAUUCAUCCCCAAAUCCAAAAAAAAAUAAAUAAAUAAAAUUGAAAUGGGUUUUGCAGUAAUCACUUCAUCAACUUCCUUACAUCCGAAUUUCUCAACACCCAUAAUUAAAAAAACGCAAUACCCAAUUAAAAUCACGAAACGUUUCGGUAACUUAUCUCGCUCUCGAAUCGUUUCGUUGAGCUCAACUUCUCCAGCUUCGCCUCCAUCUCCUAGUGAAUCGACUGUCGGAAAUUCCCCCAAUUUACAAAACCCUAAUUUUAGUAACUCUGCUAUUGUUAACCCUAAUGGAAACCCUUUUGUUAAAUUUGUUAAAUCCGCUGAGUCUACUAUUGAAAGGGUUAUAUUCGAUUUCCGAUUCUUGGCACUUCUUGCUAUUGCAGGAUCACUAGCUGGUUCAGUCCUAUGUUUCAUGAAUGGUUGUGUUUAUGUUUGGGAAGCAUAUAAAGUUUAUUGGUCAUCCUGUCUCAAAGGAGUUCACACUGGAAAUAUGGUUCUCCGAUUGGUUGAAGCUAUUGAUGUGUACCUAGCUGGAACUGUUAUGUUGGUGUUUGCUAUGGGCUUAUACGGAUUAUUCAUCAGUAAUUCCUCUUCCGAUCUGCCUCCUGAUGCUGAUCGGGCUCUGAAUGGCUCUUCUUUGUUUGGAAUGUUCGCUCUGAAGGAGAGACCUCGGUGGAUGAAAAUUAGCUCCCUUGAUGAACUGAAAACGAAAGUUGGACACGUUAUUGUGAUGAUUCUCAUUGUAAAGAUGUUUGAAAAGAGCAAGAUGGUGACAAUAGCCACCGGCUUGGAUCUGUUGACUUAUGCUGUCUGUAUUUUCCUGUCGUCUGCUUCGUUGUACAUCCUUCACAACCUGCACAAGCCUGAUGAACAUGGCCAUGAUAUCCCUGCUUAACAGAUGAAAUUGCUCGAGGUACUGUUAUUCAACUUGUGAGAUCAAAAAAAAAGGAAAAGAAAAACGAGAGAUGCGUUUGCCGGGAGUCGAACCCGGGUCUAUUGCUUGGAAGGCAAUUAUCCUAACCGUUGGACUACAAACGCUUUUUGUAUACUCCAUAGUCUGUACUUUUAUCAUUCUAUGUUUCAUAACACGUUACAUAUUUGUAUCUUACCUACCUUGAAAUGGAAUUACGGAGUAAUAGAAAUGCCAAACUUAUUGUUCAGAACUUCAAA
Molecule: messenger RNA, 1331 nt
Organism: Chenopodium quinoa (quinoa)
Lineage: Eukaryota; Viridiplantae; Streptophyta; Magnoliopsida; Caryophyllales; Amaranthaceae
Exons: 5
Coding region: 208-1056 (282 amino acids)
Source: RefSeq, a predicted model, not a curated record